This is a messenger RNA of Cetraspora pellucida, 498 nucleotides long. Lineage: Eukaryota; Fungi; Glomeromycota; Glomeromycetes; Diversisporales; Gigasporaceae. The record is from the annotation of a GenBank genome assembly.
AUGACAACUGAUCAAAAGCAUUCAUCUGAUAAUACACUUACUGAGCAAGAAGCUAUCAGACGUACAGAGAAAAUAGCCCAGAUAUUUGAGUUAUAUGAGCAAAAUUCGAAGAUGUAUAAUAUGCUUUUUGGGGAAAUUGAGGUGCUAGCGAAAAAACUAGAUGAUUAUCAUUCUAAGUAUAUCAGCUUAAAAAAGAUGGUAAAAAGACUAGAAAGAGAUGUAGAGUCCCUAGAGACUGAAUUAGAAGAUUUAGAUAACUGUGUAGAUAAGGACACUGUGGUUGACUUAAUACAUGAAAUAGUUCACUUGCUGAUUAAUGAAAAAGGUAAGAGUUCCUCCUAUUCAUCCAAGACUUCUGAAGAAUCUGAUUCAGCUAAAACAUUUAAGGUAAGAGAACGAAAGGCUGUUUCUUAUAAGCAACGAAGAAAGGCACAGCCAAGAAAAAUUAAGAUAAAGAAAACAGUAAACAGUGAUGCUAAAUGUUUACUAUUUUCCUAA